AGAUAAGAAAAAUGAAUAAUAUUUAUUGAGUUAGUGAUUUAAAUUUUAAAAUCUGUUGCUUUAUUUCUCAAGUCUCACGAACAAUAUUCAAACGUCACAUAUUAAACGUCGUAUAAUGUUAAUUGACAUUUGAGUAAAUAUCAAUGCCGGUAGAUUGAGUUUUGUUUACACAAUAUUAUUUUCACAUUAUUUAUAACAUUAAAUAACUUACCAAUUGUUUUUGUUGUAAUUGUUUUUGUAGGUGGACAUCAAAAAAAAUGUUCUAUUUACAUGUGCCAGACAUAAAUGUAUCCAUAACUGAUGUUGAAGAUUCUGCUUUAGUUCGAUUGGAGCAUUUUGCCACCUAUACUAAGUUGAAAGACAAACCAAAGAAUAAAGAGUAUCUAAAAAAUUUGACACCUCUAGACUACGCAGGGUUCCUGUGUCUUAGGUUUGACAUUUAUAUUUGAUUAAUUUUAUAUACAUCUAAAAUAUGUAGUAGCUUAACUAGAUUUCUUUGUAUUUAACUCAGUGUCGGCAUGGUACACCUAAGGCCCAUGCCUCAUAGAUGAAAAAUACAAAGUCUAUGAAAUUCAGUGUGAUAUUGGGUUCCGUAUCAGUGUCAUUAAUUGAUUAUAUUUUUUGAAUAACAAUGGAUUUCGUGGCAACACGGGUAGGUAAAUACCUAUCUAAUAUUAUAAAUAUGCUAAAUUCACAAAAGCAAUUUUCGGUGACAUUUCAGUUUCCAAUAUUUUGUGUAUACAUUUACUUGUUUAUACAAUUAUGAUUAUAUUUUUAUUAUUUUACUGUAUUAUGCAAUAGUCAACUAAAGUCUAAACAUUACUAUGUAGGUACCCAUCUUUUAUACUAAAGACAGUCAGUAGUUAAAGAACGAUAUUUUAUGAAUCUCGGCGCUGCGAUCGCGGCCUAGUAGCUAUGGCCUGGCCGACACUGAUUCGACUAUAUAUAUAGCGUUUAAACAUAUUUUUUUAUUAAUCGUUUUCAUUUUUUAAAUCAUAUUCAUACAUAAGUACAUGAGUAAAACUGUAUGUAAAUGAAACCUGAUUCAUUUGUUGACAUUUGUAUAAUUGCUCACUGUUUUAACUUUUUUUUUUUGUGUUUUUACUUAUAAAUUAAAAAACCAGAAUUAAAUAAUGAAAUUCAGAAAUUCAUCAUUAGUAAUAAAAACAGUAAUUUAUAUGCAGGUUAGAUAGUAUAAUAUAAUAUCAAUCUGAUAAUAAUAAAUUCUAUAUGAUUUUAAUUAAAAUUUUCAAAUGGGUUACAUGACAUCAUAUCUAAUCAAUAUGUUGUAUUUCUUAUGAUUCAAGUGUAUAUAUCUAUGUAUUUUGUAAAAAUAUGAAAUUACUUUGAAAUUAAUUUUUAUAUUUCAAUAUCACAACCAUUCUUAACUGUCUUGAUUUCCUCACAACUUAAGCGCUCUGAAGGAUGAAAUGGUAAAAUGACUGAUGUUUAGUUUAUUUUUACAAUUAGCAUUAAAUAACAUAAACUAAGACAAGAUUGUAUUAAUAAACAUUAUAUUGUUUUCUAAUAUAAUGUUGAAUUUAUUAAAUUUUAGUUCAAUAUUUUUUUUUUUUUUUGAAUCUCAUUAAAAUUAGAACAAAUUGUUAAGUUUAUUAAUUCCAUUGUUGGAAAUUAUGUAACAUAUAACAUUUUAAUACAAUUAAAUUAAUUAUGUGUUCAUUAUUAUUUCAGAACUCAUGCAAGUUUAACUGACGAUUGUACAUUAAAAGAAACUAUCAUAGAAGGAGAAUGUUCUUUAAUUACCGAGCGACUGUUGAAGCCAAAUUUCUUUAAAAAAUACUUAAAUAAAAUUAUUGAAGAUAUUCAAUGUUUUAGUCUUACUGAUGAUAAUAUUGAUGUUUUACUAAAAGUGUGUUUAGAAUACAAGAAGAAGACACAUGCAACUUGUUUUGAAAAUUGUAAUGAACAGUAUAUUGAAGGUUUGUUUAUAGUAUUACUAAAUGUGUAUCAGUUAUUUAUUACUUUAGUAAUUUAAACUGUUUUAUUUCUAGUUCCUUGGCAAAAAUGUCCUACAUUAGUGUCAAGUCGAAAAAUAAACCUUAUUGAAGGCAUUGCAAUUGUGCCAUGCAGUCAAUGGAAUAUUCUGUUAGUUGAUCUGUUUCGUUUAAUUUAUAUUAAAUCGUUGUAUCGUAUACACCGUUCUAUAUCUACUUUAGCAGAAAAAAGUUUGCAAAUUGAAUAUCUGCAAGAUAAAAUAAAUUGGUUCUACAAUUCUAAAAUAGCAUUUUGGAAAAAUAUUAACAAACAAAUAUCUUUGGAUGAACUUUUUUUAAAAAAACAAUUAUUGCCUCCUUGUAUGUUAAUAUCGUUAAAUUCAUUAACUGCAAACCAUCGUCUUACACAUCAUCCACGUUAUCUAUUAACAUUGUUUUUAAAAGACAUUGGUGUACCUAUAGAUCAGACUUUAAUGUUAUUUGAACGGGAAUAUUCCAAAUGUGGAAAUUUAAAAAGUGCAUGCACACAUAAUUGGAAAGGACAUCAUAGACAAAUUGAAUAUAAUGUGCAACACACAUAUGGCUUGGUAGGAUCAAAAAAAAAAUACCAAAUGAAAUCGUGCGCAGAAAUGCAAGUAUGUUAAAUUAAUUUUUGUAAUUUUAGACUAACAUUAAUUUUUGUAUUUGUUUUAGAAAUUAACUAUGGAAGUAUCAGAUGAAGGAUGUUGUCCGUUUGUACACUGUACCGAAGAGAAACUUAAGAGUAUUUUAGAAGAAUAUACACCAAUUACUGAUGUGGAGUGGAAUAUUUUAAACAAUUUAAAAAAUAGCGAACAACCUAUCCGAGCAUGCCAUUGGUACUCACGAAAAUUGUUUCAAACGUCUAAAAUUUUGUGUCAUAGUACACCGACACAUUAUUUUUUCAAUUCCAAUAAAUCGUCAAAUAACAAUAUUGUUCCUUAAAUAUAACUGGUAAUAUAUAAAAACAAAAACAGUAAUAUAUUAUACUAUAUAUACUGCAAACAAACUAUUUGUACCAUAAUAGUUAAUAUUUGUUAAUAUAAAAUUAAAAAUAUAUUUACAUAAAAUAUUUUACAAUUAAAAAUAAUUAUUUACAAAAUGAACUGUACAUAGUAUUAUUAUGAACACAUUUAAGUGUACUCAUGCAUGACUGAAUUUGGUGGAGUCCAUCGAUAAACAUACUCACUCCUUGUAUGAUUACCGUGAUGGUUUUGUGAUUUGUUUUGAGAAUUGUUAUAAAUUCCAUAAAGAUCAUCCGAUGGAUCUUUUGGCGAUUGUCUAUAUGUUUCUGAUCUAGUAGUUUUUGAAUACACUCCUGUAAAUAUUGAUAAGUCAGUAGUAAAAACACUAGUAUAUUAUAUACGAGUUUCAUUAUAAUGUAUUAUAAAUCACAAUUACCAUUAUGAUGGCCACUGGCGUUGACUGCUGGUGUAUUCCUAGUACCAUAUGGCGGUUCAUACUGUCUUUGUUGGUUUUGUUGGUUUUGCCUAUCGGGCCUAUCUGCUCUAUCAGCAUUACAUACUGUUGUACCGGCUGUAGUGGUCAUUGGAUAUAAUGAUUGUGCUGGUAAUAAGGGUCCUGGCCUUGGCAAGUAAUCACGAGGGGGUAAGUUGUGUGUGGAUUUAGAAUGAUACAAUGACUGUGAUCGACUUAAAUUUGCUCUGGUCAAAACUGGUGAACGAGUAUACAAUGAUCUACUCCCUUCAUACAAAGGUUCUGGUAAAUCUAAAUCAGCCGUUAAUGUUGGAGGAGAAAGAGCUGGUCGAAUGAUUUUAUGUGGUACUUGUAUCUGGCAUAGAUUCUCAUCAUCUGUUAAAACAAAUAUCAUUAUUAAUUUGGCUUUUAUCCAACAGAAUAAUAAUGUGUUAUUAUUAUUAUAUGUGUGUUAUCUUACCUUGUAAAUCAUCUAAUGAGGCUUUUCGUUUUUGAGCAUUAAAUAUUAAAUCAUAUACAACCCCGGCAAUUAUUCCUCCUGCUCCUGGUCCAAACCAAUAAACCUGCAUUUU
Messenger RNA from Cinara cedri, 3982 nucleotides. NCBI's taxonomy places the organism in Eukaryota, Metazoa, Arthropoda, Insecta, Hemiptera, Aphididae. The record is from the annotation of a GenBank genome assembly.